This is a messenger RNA of Racocetra fulgida, 629 nucleotides long. NCBI's taxonomy places the organism in Eukaryota, Fungi, Glomeromycota, Glomeromycetes, Diversisporales, Gigasporaceae. The record is from the annotation of a GenBank genome assembly.
AUGCUGAUGAUGAAUCAUUUGAAUAUUAUAGCGUUUGUGACAAUAAUAUGGUUAAUGAAGCUCUAACAGAGGUGAAUAAUGAAACUCUAACAGAAGAGAAUAACAAGGCUCAACCAGAAAUUCAUAGUGAUAAUAGUCAGCAAAGUGAUGAUGAAUUAGAUGAUAGUGAAUGUGAAGAGCAAAUAAAACUAUUAAAAAUUGCCAAGGCAUAUCUUGAUGAUUAUGCUAAGCAGCAAGAAUUUCUUACACCACAAAUUCUUCAAAAACAUUGUGAUCAAAUGGCUCAAUCAUUGUGUUAUGAUGUUUAUUUAAUUGUUGACUGGCAACCACUCUUGGAAGAAAUAGCCAGAGAGGAUGAUUAUGAUCAACUGCAAUCCUUGUUCUCAUCAUUGCUAAAAGACAUUCCUUAUAAUUCAGUUAAAGAAGUGUGGAAGGUAGUCAGGCAUCGCGGACCUAAACAGAAAUAUGGCUUUGGUAUGGGCCAUGCCAAAAAAGCACUUGAUUUGGAAAUUAAGGCUGACAAAGUAGAGGAAUUUGUUAAAACACAGCAUAAUAACCAAGUCAGUGCAGAAGAGAAACAUGACAGUCAAGGUAAAGAUCUAAAUGUAGAAGUGCAAGUUACUGAUUAA